Messenger RNA from Hemiscyllium ocellatum (epaulette shark), 1973 nucleotides. RefSeq names its product cilia and flagella associated protein 410 (gene cfap410). Bases 256 to 924 code for a protein of 222 amino acids. Gene Ontology annotation, molecular function: protein binding. Gene Ontology annotation, cellular component: U4/U6 x U5 tri-snRNP complex. The record is from RefSeq and is a predicted model, not a curated record. The transcript is spliced from 8 exons. NCBI's taxonomy places the organism in Eukaryota, Metazoa, Chordata, Chondrichthyes, Orectolobiformes, Hemiscylliidae. Gene Ontology annotation, biological process: cytoskeleton organization; mRNA splicing, via spliceosome.
GCUCGGGCUCCUGAUUUGGACACCGUCCGGAGACUGAACCUUUGGGGAAGUAAUCUGAAAGAUUGAACGAUCAUCCCCGGUGGUGGCUCCCAGCCUGGCACAGCAGGCUCCCACUGUGGCCUGGCUGUGUGGCAUUGUGACCUCUCGGCCUCUCUCACCCAUCUUCUGGCAUUGACGUGAUGGCAUGUCGGCAUUACGUGGCAUGGCAACCUCCUGACCUAGCACAGCAGCCUCCUGGUCUCCAUAUUAAGGGAGAUGUCCAACAUAGAAGUGAUUACAUUAAGUGCGAACAACAUCUCCUCUCUAGUGGAUUUCCAAUACUGUCAGAAUAUUAGUGAGCUUUACCUCCGCAAGAAUAAUAUUCAGAAACUGGCAGAGAUCUGCUACCUGAAGGAACUGCACCGCCUCAGAGUACUGUGGUUAUCGGAAAAUCCUUGCUGUGGGGCAGACCCUCACAAGUACAGAAUGACUGUCCUGCGCAACCUGCCACACCUACAGAAGCUGGAUAACCAAGUUGUGACAGAGGAGGAAGUGGCUCAGGCUUUAGAGGAUGGAGAAGAAAUGGUGGCCAUGCACAGCAAAGAGCCCAUGGAGCCAAUAAGGAACUGCUCGAGAAGAGAAGUCAGCACCUCUGAAUCAAGCACUCAAAUGGAAAGUGAUGUCUUGAGUUUCAGGAUGGAAGAGACAAAUAAAAUUCGUGAAGAACUUGGAAUGAAACCGCUGGGAAGAGACAAAUUUUUCUCCUCUGUUGGAGUGAAGGACCGAAAUUCCUACAAUGGCACCCAAAGGUGCACUUCCAAUGUCCUGAGUGCUGUUCUUUUGCUCUUGAAAGAGCUCGAUGGAGAUGGGCUGGAGAUUGUAUACAGAAUGACAGAGCAAAAACUCCGAAUAUUGCACAGGAAAGAGACUGAACAGGACCAAUGAGCUAUAACCAACCAAACUCACAGACAGUGCAAGUUGAUUUUGACUCAUGGGAGCUGUUUAAAAAUUCAAGGAAAUGCUAGAGAACAUUAAAACUGUGACUUGUAGAGUUGAGGUGAAGCGACUUCACUGAAGUGUUACCAUCAUAGACCUAGAAGGUAUCCAUCCCAUUAUUUACAUACCAUUAUCCUCCCUAACAGGAACUGCUUUUUGUAACUAUUGAAGUAGCUGCAUAAACAUUUCAAUCCUUGUAAUCACCACUCCUGGUUUAACUGAAGAGUCCAGAUUCACCAGUCAACCCUCAAAUUAAUGCAAAUAUGACUGAGGAGAUUGGUUGUGUUACUGUAUAAAAGAUAGCAGCAUAAUAAAAGGGAACAUUUGCAAGGAAAAUUAAUCUCAUAUUUCCUCUCUAAAGCUUUAAGGAUUUAAUAUUGCUUGUUAGAACUUUUGUCCUCUUAUCCUUGCAACUAGUACUUAGGCAUCCAUUUUUGCCUCAAGUAAUGAUCUGAAUAAAAAUCUAUUAUAAAAAUGCUAUCAUCAGUGCAUCAAUAUGCAGAGCAUGGACCUUGACAAGAGCAGUGCCAAGAAAGUCCUGUGUUUGUAUUACCCACAAAUUUUGUGUGUCCAGUCACUCACUAUCUGAAGACUUCUGAUGUUUUAUUAUGGACAGUUUAAUUAAGCUGGUGUUAUCCCUCCUAUUUGAACAGCCAUCACCACCAGCUUUUGCAUGGACAAACACUUGCUUAAGUUCUAUGGUCAUGUAAGUGUUGAUGGAGGAGGAACGAGAGGGAAACCUGCGAUCAAAUUCAGAUCCCAGUGUAGUAAAACACGUGAAUUUAUUUAUUUAGACCACAGGUUUUAUGAAUUUGCUGGACUUUCCUAUCUCUAGCUUGCUGUCUGGACCAAGAUAAGAAUGCAGUAGCUCAUUAUUACCAAGUAUGUUAUAGCAUCCACUGAAAGACUCCUGGCUGUAAUGUGUGUAACUAAAUGUUUCGACACUUUUAUGUUUUUGUUUUCAGAGCGAUAAACUGGUGUAUAAUUUGAGUAGUGCA